AUGCAAUUCUCUACCGUCGUCUUAUUCGCAGCUUCUGCUUUAGCAGCUUCUUCCACCGUUACUGAAGUUACUUCUGCAACUAUCACUUCUUGUGGUCCAGAAGUCACCAACUGCCCAGCAAGACACGAUAACGGUACCGUUUCCUCCACCUACUCCGAUGCAGCUGCAGCUCAAGGUUCUUACUUUGCUGCAGGUGCUGCUGCUUUAGCUGCAGGUGCUUUAUUAAUGUAA
This is a messenger RNA of Pichia kudriavzevii, 231 nucleotides long. RefSeq lists its product as uncharacterized. The record is from RefSeq and is a predicted model, not a curated record. Bases 1 to 231 code for a protein of 76 amino acids. NCBI's taxonomy places the organism in Eukaryota, Fungi, Ascomycota, Pichiomycetes, Pichiales, Pichiaceae. The transcript has a single exon.